UAGCCGCGAUGAACCGCGCCUUGACUUUGCAGUCGCGACAACGCGAAUGGAAAUUGCGUGAUAUUCGACGGUGGACUUUGUAGUCGCGCGGGGAAGCGGAAAAAGGGCCUUGUUCUUCCUUCGUACUCGUUCUCCUGACUUUCACCAGUGUUGCAGCGGAAACGCACUGAACAUUUAUCCAGCAUCUACGUACUCUGCUUGCCAGUGGUGUUGCAGUAGAAACGUCAACUCGCGCAAUGCGGGUGCUCCUCUCGAAACUUCCGAGACCAUGGAUAGUUGACGAGAAAAAGGACGAUGGUUACACGGCCCUUCAUCUGGCUGCUCUGAACAAUCACGUCGAAGUUGCUGAACAGCUGGCACGUGCUGGAAAAGCUGACCUGGAUUUGCAAAACGUCAAUUUGCAGACCGCGUUGCAUCUCGCUGUCGAGCGACAGCACACGCAAAUCGUUCGUCUGCUGGUACGCGAAGGCGCCAAUUUAAACGUGGCAGACAAGGACGGUGACACGCCUCUUCACGAAGCCUUGAGAUAUCACACUUUGUCGCAGCUGCGACAGCUGCAGGAUGUCCAGGACGUAGGGCGGCUCCUGAUGGGCCUGGGCGCGCAAGGACAGGACAAGAAGAGUAGCUCGUUCAUUGCUUGCUUCCUGGCUGCUCAUGGCGCUGACCUGGAAUUGAAGAACAAGAAGGGACAGACUCCGCUCGACCUCUGCCCAGAUCCAAAUCUCUGCAAAACGCUAACUACUUGCCACAAGGACAGAGAAUCGGACAACAUCGAACCGGCAGCCCCAUCAGCCACGAUCGACGAGUGUUUGGUCUGCUCAGAUGGAAAACGUGAAAUGCUUUUCAGCCCUUGCGGACACGUAGCUUGUUGUAACGCUUGCGCGCCAAGAGUGAAGAAAUGUCUGAUCUGCAGAGAAAAUGUCCUUUCAAGAACAAAAAUCGAGGAGUGCGUGGUUUGCUCGGAUCGUAAAGCUAGCGUACUAUUUCGUCCGUGUGGACAUAUGUGUGCUUGUGAAAGUUGCGCAGCCCUGAUGAAAAAAUGCGUUCAAUGCAGAGCUCAAAUUCAGCACAUGUUACCGUUGUCGAUCUGUUGCGGUAGAGGAGGCGAUGUCACUUACGUUAAAGCAACCAAUGCUUCAGGUGCAACGAUAACAGACGUGAAGAAUGAUCAAGAAGAAGAAUUAUUAUCGCAACAAAAUACUGGAAGUGGAGGAGAAACUCUUUUGAUGAACAACGGUAGCCGAGAUACAUCACACAGCGAUAUACAGAAACUUCAACAACAACUUCAAGAUAUCAAGGAACAGACAAUGUGUCCAGUUUGCUUAGAUCGUUUAAAGAAUAUGAUAUUUUUGUGCGGCCACGGCACCUGUCAAAUGUGCGGAGACCGGAUGUCGGAGUGUCCAAUAUGCCGGAAGGCGGUAGACAAGCGAAUUUUGCUCUAUUAAAUCUAGAAAACUGAUUAUCAUUCGGAGCUAGAGCUUCAUUUAGAUAUAUAAGAAUGAAUGAUAAUAGUAGGAAUAAUUAAAUAUUGCAUCUAUUAUCUGAUUCAAAUUUUGAAAGUAUAGAUACGUUUUAUUUUCGAUACUUUCAACCUCCACAAGACUGUAACAUAAAUUAAGAUUUUGUUAAAACUAUCAAAGUAUAUUUAUUCAUAUACUGCCCAUUCACCAAAUAAAAUUUAUACUAAUUAAUUCUAAUAGUUUUUAUACUCCUAUUUUAAAAUUUUAGGAAACAUUUAUAUUAAUUAAUAUGUAUAAAAUAUUUCUAUUUAAUUUCAUUACAUCUAUCGUACAUAAGUAUAAUACCAUAAUGAAGACAUAAACAGGCUAUUCAGUGUAAUCUGUUCCACGAUUAUUCUUAUUUUGAAUAAGUAUUUCCUGAAUAUGUUCAAGCGUGUCAAACAUAUGUAUGCUUAAAAAUUUCCCAAUCUUUUAAAUAAAUGCCAUGAAAAAUAUAUACAAAUCAGAGGAAACCGAAUGCAAUAUUUACUUAUUCCUUCUUUUUUUUAAUCUGUUAACGGGCUCCGUAUAAUUUGUCCAUAAUGUUAUUACUUCAGCACAUUUUCACGAUAUAAAUAUAAUCGGCUAAUUAAAUAUAAAUAUACAUUAGGCUGAGUCAUGAAAAUGAAUUAUAAGAAUUAUAGCAAAAUGCCAAGCAAGUUGUCGUAUCAAUGAUGAAAUAUUGAGAUCGUAUCUAUUUAUGGAUAGUGCUUCGUCCUUAUUCGUUUCUUCAAAAUUACCAAGUUUGGUUCAGUAAUGUAAGUUAAUAAGUAAACUAUUGUUUUCUAGUAAUUGUUAUUAGUCGAAAACUCUAUUAACCAAUAUUUUUAAACAUUUAUAAUGUUUCCAUUUUACGCUGAUAUAUAGUCUAUACGCACAAUAAUCCUUCAAAGACAUUCGUUACUUAACGUUACUUCAAAUGUACAAUUAAACGUAGUACUUAUAGUGUCGAAAGCCAGCAAACACCUUUUACAAAGCUUUUGCUUUCCUCGAUUAGGAGCAAUAACGAGUGGGAUAAGAAAAUUCGUGCUUUAGAAAGUAACAGAUACCCGCAAAUUCUGCAUUUCUUUCUUUAUUUUGCUGUUUUCCUUCCUCCAAUUAUACAACAAUAACGCGUCUUGUAUACAGUAAUUUAUAGAUACAAUAUUUUUUUAACUGCUUUUUUUUUGUUACUUUAUCAUUUCUACUACACCUUGUUAGAUGUAAUUUGUACUUACUAGUAUAUUUCCAUGAUUAUAGAUUUUGCAUUCUAUAACAAAAAUUUUAUUCCGCUUUUGUAAUAAUUAUCGAAAGGAUAUAAAUUUUUAAGACUUUCUAAUUUUUCUUGUCCCGCAAAUAAUUUGCAUGAAUUUCUUGUAAAUACUUCCCUACUUCCUGUCCUCAAUCUUAUUGCCAAUACUGUCACAUUUGCUCUCCCUUCUUGAAACUGUAUAAAGUAUCUUAUUAUUAGAAGUUUCAAUAUUCCCAAUAAUAAUGGAUACUGCCAAUUACUUUUAUAAAUCAUGAAACGUUUAAUUUAUCAUUAAAUAUCUAAUUAGUUAUAAAAAUACUAGGAAAAUAAUUAUCAUUAUCAUUGUAAUUCAAAGUUUCCCUUAUUUCCGUAAUUUAUAUGCAUAUAUUAAAGGCAAAGAAAAGAUUACGCAGUUUAAUAAAAUUAAUCUAAUUGACAGUAAUCUGCAUAAACAUUAAUAAUAGUAACUAUCUAUACUUUAGAAAACUAUAUAAUAACUUAUACAAUUUACUUCCCUUUUUAUAGUGAGGAAAGAGGGGAAGCAAAGUUUUGAAAAGGUAAUAAAUAUGAAUAUUUGUUGGCUUAUAAAUAAUCUUUACAAGACUUUGCAUCUUCUUUCUUAGUAUCACCAUUCGUAGAAAAAUGUAAAAAAAAAUAAUGCUCAUUGAUUAUACAUCCUGAAAAGUAUAUUUAUAACAAAAUAGAAACAAAAUUUAGCUUCGUAUUUGAAUUGAACUAAUCGGCAUAAAUUUUCUACCUGUAAAAUUAGUAAUUGAUAUUUAUAUCAUUUUGUAUUUCUUUCCUUUUCGAAAAAUAUUCAUUCUUAUAAUAAUUUUUUGCUUUGUGAAUUUUCGAGAAAUUAUGGUAGAAAUAAUCAAUAAUUGUUAACUGCACUAACAAAUAUCUUCCUUUAUUUAAAUUCUGGCUAUAUAGGUACGACCAUACUUACGUUUUGUGAUGCAAGAAUUCAGUAAAAGAAUUAUAAUCAGGUAAUAUAAAAUCUUUUAGUAUGUCACAACAAAUAGAAUAUGCAAUCUAUGAUUAUCCUUGAUAUCGCAUAAUGUUAAAAUUAAUGUUAUGAAAACAUUAUUUUUUUUAUACAUAAUGUUGACAUUAAAAUUUUCAUUUUUAUGAUUUUUGGAAAAUAUUUUUGUAGUAAUAUAAUGUAAUUUGAAUAUAUUAAACGAAUAUAAUAAAUUCAAAUAUUUCAUUUAAGUAUUCAUAAAGUAUUUCAUUUAAAUAUUUCAUUAAGUAUAAAGAGAAUAUUUCACAUGAAAUAGAUUUAAUAAAUAUUAAGCAAUGGUCUUUAUUAACGUGGUCUUACCUAUAAAUUAAUCUUCAUUGUGAAUAUUACAAUACUAUGUAGUGCUUUUAACUAUUACCCCUUGCUCUUCCAUUUACAAUAUCUUUUUAGAAGUUUUUGAAAGGCAAUUAUUAUAUGCGUUUAGAAUAGAAACUUUAUUAACUAAAUUUAAAAUAAGUAGACCAAUAAACAAGUAUUAGACAUUAAUAUUUAAUUUAAGACUCCAUUUUCUACAACCCUGGACCAUGCAUAAUUUACCUUGAAUCCAAUAAAAUAAAAAAUAUUUAACACAAUUAUAUAUAUUGAAAUAAUCAGAAACAUUUUAAAACAUUUACAUACAUACCCUUUUAUCAUUUUGAAAGAUCUGAUUUAUUAAUGGAGUAUAAAAUUGGAUAAACAAAUGAAAAAUGUAAUAGGUAUUCAACAAAAAUUUUGAUUAUUGAAUACUUAAGUUUUGUAAUGCCUUCUACUAUAAUUUUUAUUGUAAAUUAAUUAUUUGUUAACAUGGAGUCUUAAAGGAGAUACAAAAUGUGAAUGGGCAACAUGUAAUUUUUGUACCAUUCCUGUUGCAUAAUAUUUCUGUAAAAGGAUACAUUUUACCUAAGAAUAUUAUAUAUAAUAUACAGCAUUAAAAAUGAUAUAUAACAUUACAAUGGGAUUAUAAAAUUUUCUUAUGAAGUCUUUGAGUAAAAAAAUCAAUUGUAACAAUUUUUUCAUCUUCAAAAUGAUAAAAAUAUUCGUAAUUUCGUUUCUUAAUCGUUGAUCCUAUUGUAUUGUCUAUCUCUUUGGCGUUUGUAACGGAAAAAACAUUGUAACAGAAACAUUGUAAGAAAAAUGUUACGAUGAUUAGAAAUACUAUCUUAAUACUUAUAUUAUUCUAUUACGUUAUACAUAUAACCGUCUCAACUGUAUUCAGUAAAAUUAUAACAAUAAAUACAUUUGUUCUAGUAAAGAACAA
Molecule: messenger RNA, 4991 nt
Organism: Bombus pyrosoma
Lineage: Eukaryota; Metazoa; Arthropoda; Insecta; Hymenoptera; Apidae
Gene: mib1
Product: E3 ubiquitin-protein ligase MIB1-like
Exons: 7
Coding region: 237-1445 (402 amino acids)
Biological process (GO): protein ubiquitination
Cellular component (GO): cytoplasm
Molecular function (GO): protein binding; ubiquitin-protein transferase activity
Source: RefSeq, a predicted model, not a curated record